AUGUCUAGCACAGAUACCACAAUAAUCACUACUGUAACCAGUACCACUGAAACUACUACCACUGCUACCCCUACUAUUUCAAUAGAUACUGGAGAUGUUGCUUGGAUGAUAACAGCAACAGCAUUAGUAUUAAUGAUGACUCCAGCUUUGGCAAUUUUCUAUGCUGGUUUAGUUCAUAGAAAAAAUGUUUUAAAUCAACUAUUUUUAGUAUUUCUAUGCAUGGGAGUUAUUUUUGUUCAAUGGGUAUUAGUUGGCUUUUCAUUUGCAUUCGGUGAUCCAGUUAGUCCUGGUUUUGGAUCGUUUGCUGAAGCUGCAUUACGUUUUAAUGGUGAUCGAUUUGAUCCAAUUUAUUGUCCAACUUUUUCACUUUUAACUUAUGCCACAUAUCAAGGAACAUUUGCUAUCAUUACAUGUGCAAUUAUAUCUGGAUCAAUUGUUGGUAGAAUUCGGUUGGUUCCUUAUAUAAUAUUUAUACUCGUUUGGACUACAGUAUGUUAUGAUCCAAUGGCUCAUUGGGUUUGGGGUUCAAAUGGUUGGUUAAAAAGUUUAGGAACAUUGGAUUUUGCUGGUGGAACUGUUGUUCAUAUUCUAUCAGGAGUUUCAGGUCUUGUUGCUGCAAUAAUUAUUGGAAAACGACAUGAUUAUGCUCCUCAACAGACCUCUGCUCAUAACCUUCCAUUAACAGUAUUAGGCACUGGCCUUAUUUGGGUAGGUUGGAUUGGAUUCAAUGCUGGUUCAGCUACUGCAGCUAAUGGUUUAGCAGCACUUGCUUUGGUAAAUACAAACGCAGCUGCAGCUUCUGGCUUAUUAACAUGGAUUAUAUUAGACCUUAUUCGUGGUCAAGUAUCAAUAUCAGGAGCUUGUUGUGGUCCCUUAAUUGGUUUGGUUGCAGUAACACCAGCAUCUGGUUUUAUUCAACCUGGCUGGGCUCUUCUUUUCGGAAUAAUAGCAACAUUUAUUAUUUAUAUUGCUCUUCUCUAUAAACAUCGAAUGGGAAUAGAUGAUACACUCGAUGUUGGUAUUAUGCAUGGUGGAGGUGGUAUCAUAGGUGCAUUUUUGACAGGAUUAUUUAGUGAACGAUCAAUGAAUACAAUAAAUGGUGCUGAUGGUGCUUUCUAUGGUAAUCCGAUUCAAAUGUGGUAUCAACUAGCUGGAAUUCUUACUGCAAUUGGUUUUAGUAGUGUGUGUACAAUUGGGAUUCUAUUACCUUUAAAAUGGACAAUCGGUAUUCGUAUAUCAGUUCAAGAUGAAAUUGUUGGUCUCGAUUGGGCAGUUCAUGGUGAAAGAUGGGAAAUUGUGGGAAAUGAGACUAAAACGAAUAAAUUGACCGCAAUGACGAUAAAACCUCCUGUUAAUAUUGAUCCAAGAAGAAACGAAAGAGCUUCAGCACGUGGUCGAUCUCGAUCACGAGCAGUAAGACUUCGAAAGAAACCUGGUUUAUCAACUGCUGCACUGGUUCGCUCUUCGAAACCCGCCUAUACUUUACCAGUUUAA
Rotaria sp. Silwood2 is the source of this 1494-nucleotide messenger RNA. The record is from the annotation of a GenBank genome assembly. Lineage: Eukaryota; Metazoa; Rotifera; Eurotatoria; Philodinida; Philodinidae.